ACCACCUUUUCGCAUACAUUUCGUUUCGCUGUCGCCGUUGUCGGUUUGUGUGUGUUGCGCUUUUUUCGCUCGCUCGCUGCGCAAGGUAUUUUGUCGUUGUAAAUUUUUGCAUAAAUAAAAAUUCAUUACGCACCCGCACCGAAAAAACAAACCAAACAAUUUGUAGCACCAACAGCAACAACAAUAACAACAAUCAACAAGCAGCAACAGCUCGGAGUCAAGUGCGAAGUGCGGUCGAGUCAAUUUCUCAGUUUCUGUCUGUGUGGGCGCGCGCGAGUGCCUUCUGUGUGCAUGUGUGUGUGAGCAAGCCUCAAUCUCGUAAUCGUAAUCAACUUAUAACGUGCAACAAGAGCAGCGCACAGCUGACAUUCAAUAUCGCAUUCGUCGCGCSUGAAUUUGAUUGAGGAAGCAGCAGCAGCAGCAUUUGCAAUGCAUCCACGCUAUAGCCCCGCGCCGCCGCUGCACCAACAACACCAACAGCAACAGCAACCGCAGCAUCAACAGCCAAUGGGCGGGCCCCACCACCAGCACCAGCAUCAGCAGCAGCAGGUGGUAGGGGGCGGAAACGGACAUGGCGGCGGCGCACCUGUGCACAUGAGGGCGCCACCGAACUCACAGCAAUUGCCGCCGCAGAUGCCACGAUCACAGAAUUAUGCAAAUGUAAGUUGAAACGAUGUUUUAUGCUAUGGGUAAGCGAUACGACAAUUAACCGGGCUUAAAAGCUUUAAUGCAAAGCGAACUGGACGUUGGCUGAAUGAAACGAGUGAAUUGUAUGCAAGUAUGAAUGUUGUUGGAAAUGGAAACUCUGCAUGCUCUAUGAGUUCAAUUUGUAUAUGUCUUAUAUACCUGAUCAGCUCAGCAUAAGCUCUCUGCAUAUAGAGAUGUCUUAGUGUUCGUCGGUGUUUCUCUCUUUUCUAUAACACCUUGCUAGGCCUAAGUGGCUCCAAUACACUAGCACUUUCUGAUCGAGUGAGCAUCAAAGGCUGCUCUCCAUUUAGAGCAACCUAAUUCUGUUCGCCUAUAAAACGACGACACUGCAGCCGAGCUCAUUUAGUCGUAUAGCUGACCUUCACUUACUCAGUCGAGCAGCAGUGCCAGGCU
This is a messenger RNA of Drosophila arizonae, 1101 nucleotides long. RefSeq names its product RNA binding motif single stranded interacting protein alan shepard (gene shep). Gene Ontology annotation, molecular function: RNA binding. Lineage: Eukaryota; Metazoa; Arthropoda; Insecta; Diptera; Drosophilidae. Gene Ontology annotation, cellular component: ribonucleoprotein complex. The record is from RefSeq and is a predicted model, not a curated record.